Messenger RNA from Lates calcarifer (barramundi perch), 498 nucleotides. RefSeq names its product histone H2A. Lineage: Eukaryota; Metazoa; Chordata; Actinopteri; Centropomidae. Bases 52 to 438 code for a protein of 128 amino acids. Gene Ontology annotation, cellular component: nucleosome. The transcript has a single exon. Gene Ontology annotation, molecular function: protein heterodimerization activity; structural constituent of chromatin; DNA binding. The record is from RefSeq and is a predicted model, not a curated record.
UGCUUGGCCUCACAGUUUGUCUGAGUUGAGAUAGAAGAGAAAAUCAGUAAAAUGAGUGGACGAGGCAAAACCGGCGGAAAAGCCAGAGCUAAGGCAAAGACCCGCUCCUCUCGUGCCGGACUCCAGUUCCCAGUCGGCCGUGUUCACAGGCUGCUGAGGAAAGGAAACUAUGCCGAGCGUGUUGGUGCCGGUGCCCCCGUUUAUCUGGCGGCGGUGCUGGAGUACUUGACCGCUGAGAUCCUGGAGCUGGCUGGAAACGCUGCCCGUGACAACAAGAAGACUCGUAUCAUCCCCCGUCACCUGCAGCUGGCCGUCCGCAACGACGAGGAGUUGAACAAGCUGCUCGGCGGAGUCACCAUCGCUCAGGGCGGUGUUCUGCCCAACAUCCAGGCUGUUCUCCUGCCCAAGAAGACCGAGAAGCCCGCCAAGGCUAAGUAAAUCUGCUGGAAACAACUAAUACAACAACGGCUCUUUUAAGAGCCAUACACAACUGAUAAA